GCUAGCGCCUAAAGUGAAAUCCAAAACACGCUUCCAACCAUGGCACCACAUCAUUGGCCAUCGAACGUACAAUACAUCUGUCAGUCACGUUUAGCGAAAGACUUUCCCCAUGACGUCCUCGAGCAAAUGACUCAGCCUCGUGGGGCUUCUACCCAUGGAAACAACCAUCAAGCUGCAUCGAGUCGGCGAGACGUGGCAUCGGCAUCCCGGAUGAACAUUCCUGAUAAUCGAGACACGCUGCGCGUUUCCACUAUUAGACGUAAUGAUAAGACGACUAGCAGCGCCAAGAAUAACAACAUAAAACCGAAAACCCAAUCCCAGCCGCGCGACACCAUCGACGCUGCAACGUCCUCAGCGCAAUCAAUCCACCAUCAACCUACUUGGAGCGGAACUGUCUUCAUCCAGCCCAUCACCGACCCUUCCCACCCUGCAUACAACCAAAAAGGCUUAUUCGCUUCUAGAAAGAUCAAACCUCAUUCGUUCAUUUGUGAGUACGCGGGGGAGAUACAUGUCGAUGAGAGAGUUGGAUCAAACUAUGAUUUGUCAUUGUUCAAAGCUGUGAAACGCUCGAGAGUUUCAGAGGUGGCCGGCGACGAAUGGGGCUCGACUGGCGUGAGGACCGGUAACGGUGGAAAUGGCGGUGAUGACGUUGCAGGCGAAACAGGGGUGGCAUUAUCCUCGAGUGAAACCGCCACUCAAAAUCGUUUUUGGGGAAAUGGCAGUAGUGACUCCCAAGACGGUGAAUCUGCAUUGGCCCCAACGUCACUCGCACGUACAGGGAAACUCACACACUCAAAGCUGUCAUCUUUCGGGCUGCUGCUGAACGUUUCCGCGGAUGCUUCCGUUCUUUUAGAAUCUACAAUAGAAUACAUCAACGUCGGGAUAGAUGCCGAGAAGAUGGGAAACGAAGCUCGAUUCAUCAACGAUUAUCGUGGCGUACCCAUAUCCUUAUCCAGUAGUACUACUAGUGCGAAGAAGAUACAAACGAUAUCGACCCGGCUGGGACCGAAUGCGUUCUUUGAGGAAGUUUGGAUUGAAGGGAUGUUGUGCAUGGGUGUUUGGAGCGGGAAAGAAGGGAUUAGGAAAGGUGAGGAGAUCAUAGUUUCGUAUGGGAAAGGAUGGUGGAGGGCGAGGGAGUAGUUCGGCUUGGAAGAAGCCGGCGGCUGUCAAGGUGGAGGUAAUGUGUG
Messenger RNA from Cantharellus anzutake, 1187 nucleotides. RefSeq lists its product as uncharacterized. Bases 40 to 1140 code for a protein of 366 amino acids. Gene Ontology annotation, molecular function: protein binding. The record is from RefSeq and is a predicted model, not a curated record. Lineage: Eukaryota; Fungi; Basidiomycota; Agaricomycetes; Cantharellales; Hydnaceae. The transcript has 3 exons.